Messenger RNA from Oncorhynchus masou masou (cherry salmon), 9202 nucleotides. RefSeq names its product synaptotagmin-like 2a (gene sytl2a). The coding region runs from base 3484 to 8403 and encodes 1639 amino acids. The record is from RefSeq and is a predicted model, not a curated record. Gene Ontology annotation, biological process: exocytosis; intracellular protein transport. Gene Ontology annotation, cellular component: exocytic vesicle; plasma membrane. Gene Ontology annotation, molecular function: small GTPase binding; neurexin family protein binding. NCBI's taxonomy places the organism in Eukaryota, Metazoa, Chordata, Actinopteri, Salmoniformes, Salmonidae. The transcript has 16 exons.
UCACGUCAGUGACUCAACCCACUCAAGUGACGCACCCCUCCUAGGGACGGCAUGAAAAAGCAUCAGUAAGCCAGUGACUCAGCCCCUGUAAUACGGUUAGAGGCAGAGAAUCCCAGUGGAGAGAGGGGAACCGGCCAGGCAGAGACAACAAGGGCGGUUUGUUGCUCCAGAGCCUUUCCGUUCACCUUCACACUCCUGGGCCAGACUACACUCAAUCAUAUGACUCACUGAAGAGAUGAGUCUUCAAUAAAGACUUAAAGGUUGAGACCGAGUCUGCGUCUCUCACGUGGGUAGGCAGACCAUUCCAUAAGAAUGGAGCUCUAUAGGAGAAAUCCCUGCCUCCAGCUUUUUGCUUAGACAUUCUAGGGACAAUUAGGAGGCCUGCGUCUUGUGACCGUGGCGUACGUGUAGGUAUGUACGGCAGGACCAAAUUGGAAAGAUAGGUAGGAGCAAGCCCAUGUAAUGCUUUGUAGGUUAGCAGUACAACCUUGAAAUCCGCCCUUGCCUUAACAGGAAGCCAGUGUCGGGAGGCUAGCACUGGAGUAAUAUGAUUUAAAAAAUGUGGUUCUAGUCAGGAUUCUAGCAGCUGUAUUUAGCACUAACUGAAGUAUAUUUAGUGCUUUAUCCGUGUAGCCGGAAAGUAGAGCAUUGCAGUAGUCUAACCUAGAAGUAACAAAAGCAUGGAUUAAUUUUUCUGAAUCAUUUUUGGACAGAGAUGUUCUGAUUUUUGCAAUGGAAGAUGGAAAAAAGCUGUCCUUGAAACAGUCUUGAUAUGUUCGUCAAAAGAGAGAUCAGGGUCCAGAGUAACGCCAAGGUCCUUCACAGUUGUAUUUGAGACAACUGUACAACCAUCAAGAUUAAUUGUCAGAUUCAACAGAAGAUCUCUUUGUUUCUUGGGACCUAGAACAAACAUCUCUGUUUUGUCCGAGUUUAAAAGUAGAAUGUUUGCAGUCAUCCACUUCCUUAUGUCUGAAACACAGGCAUCUAGCGAGGGAAAUUUUUGGGCUUCACCAUGUUUCAUUGAAAUGUACAGCUGUGUGUCAUCCGCAUAGCAGUGAAAGUUAACAUUAUGUUUUCGAAUUACAUGCCCAAGAGGUCAAAUAUAUAGUGAAAACAAUAGUGGUCCUAAAACGGAACUUGAGGAACACCAAAAUGUACAGUUGAUUUGUCAGAGUUGAUUUGUCAGAGGUAUGGUUACCGUGGCGGCAGGGUAGCCUAGUGGUUAGAGCGUUGGACUCGUAACCGAAAGGUUGCAAGUUCAAAUCCCCCAGCUGACAAGGUACAAAUCUGUCGUUCUGCCCCUGAACAGGCAGUUAACCCACUGUUCCUAGGCCGUCAUUGAAAAUAAGAUUUUUUUUCUUAACUGACUUGCCUAGUAAAAUAAAAGUAAAAAAAAAUAACAAAUCAGGGACAGCUGUCUAUCAGCUGUCUAUCGUUGUCUCUGAUUGGGAAUCAUACUUAGGCAGCCUUUUCCCUUUUGUCAUUGUGGGAAGUUGUCUUUGUUAGGGGCACUAUAACCCUUGUAAGCUUCAUGUGCAGUUCAGUCAGAUGCCCUUAUAGAAUGCACAUCUUACCUGUUAUUUUGCCAGAAAUUUCUCACAGUAGAUGCCACUGUUGGGCAUUGCAGAUUUGGCUGCACUCUCAGACCAGCCUCUCUCAUUGAUAGACCAUGAUUUAUUACAUGAUCAAUUAUAGUAGCCCUACUCUCAUCUGAGGCUACAGCUCAUGAUCUUCCUCUCAGUCUUCUUCCACCACGCAUACGUACUCCUCUCCCUCUCCCAGCCACUCAAAGUUUUCUUGCUUUGCAUUAUUUACCAUCUUGUGCUAAGAAGUGCAAUGCCAUAGAUAGGUUCUUAAUUAUUGCAUUUUAAACAGGUAACAAACAGACAAAUAUAAGAAAUGAGCCGUUUGUGAGAUAUCGCUCUUCCUGUCUUCGGGAAAGUAUUCAGACCACUUGACUUCUUCCUCAUUUUGUCACGAUACAGCCGUAUUCUAAAAUGGAUUAAAAAUAAUCAUCAGCAAUCUACAAACAACACCCCAUAAUGACAAAGCAAAAACAGGGUUUUCAACAUUUUUGCAAAUUUAUUACAAAUGAAAAACAUAAAUACCUUAUUUACAUAAGUACCCUUUGCUAUGAGAUUCGAAAAUUGAGCUCAGUUGCAUCCUGUUUCCAUUGAUCAUCCUUGAGAUGUUUCUACAACUUGAUUGGAGUCCACCUGUGGUAAAUUCAAUUGAUUGGACAUGAUUUGGGAAGGCACACACCUGUCCCACAGUUGACAGUGCCUGUCAGAGCAAAAACCAAACCAUGAGGUCGAAGGAAUUGUCCAUAGAGCUCCGAGACAGGAUUGUGUCGAGGCACAGAUCUGGGGAAGGGUACCAAAACAUUUCUUCAGCAAUGGUCACCAAGAACACAGUGGCCUCCAUCAUUCUUAAAUGGAAUAAGUUUGGAACUACCAAGACUCUUCCUAGAGCUGGCCGGCCGGCCAAACUGAGCAAUCGGGGGAGAAGAGCCUUGGUCAGGGAGGUGACCAAGAACCUUACUCUGACAAAGCUCCCGAAUUCCUUUGUGGAGAUGGGAAGAGCUUCCAGAAAGACAACCAUCUCUGCAGCACUCCACCAAUCAGGCCUUUAUAGUUAGAUGGAUCCACUCCUCAAUAAAUGGCACAUGACAUCCCGCUUAGAGUUGACCAAAAGGCAGCUGAAAUGAGAAACAAGAUUCUCUGGUCUGAUAAAACCAAGAUUGGACUUUUUGGGCUGAAUGCCAAGCAUCACGUCUGGAAGAAACCUGGCACCAUCUCUACGGUGAAACAUGGUGGUGGCAGCAUCAUGCUGUGGGGGUGCUGUUCAGCGACAGGGACUGGGAGACUAGUCGAGAUCGAGGGAAAGAUGAAUGGAGCAAAGUACAGAGAGAACAUUGAUGAAAACCUGCUCCAGGGCGCUCAGGACUGGGACGAAGGUUAACCUUCCAACAGGACAACGACCCUAAGCACACAGCCAAGACAACGCAGGAGUCUCUGAAUGUCCUUGAGUGGCCCAGCCAGAGCCCGGGCUUGAAAUCAACCGAACAUAUCUAGAGAGACCUGAAAAUAGCUGUGUAGCAAUGCUCCCCAUCCAACCUGACAGCGUGGGAGGAUCUGCAGAGAAGAAUGGGAGAAACUCCCCAAAUACAGGUGUGCCAAGCUUGUAGCGUCAUACCCAAGUAGACUCGAGGCUGUAAUUGCUGCCAAAUGUGCUUCAACAAAGUACUGAGUAAAGGGUCUGAAUACUUAUGUAAAUGUGAUAUUUCAGUUAUUGAUUUUUAAUAAAUUUGCUCAAAUUUAGAUUGAUGAGGGGAAAAAACUAUUUAAUACAUUUUAGAACAAGGCUGUAACCUAAUAAAAUGUGGGGAAAGUAAAUGGUCACUGUAUGUCUUGUCUUCACCAUCAAAGAAGUAAGCUAACUUGAAUCUCAGCCCCUGUUUAGUGAGGCUGCCACAUACAUUAAAUGGGAUCAAGCAUUAGCCCAGAUCAUAUGGGCAUGAUUGCUAAAGGAGUCAUUCAGGCAUUACAGGACGACAGCUACAAUCUGCCAGAAGUUUUGCAGUCCCCCACAAAGCAAAGACAGAAUCCAUUCAACAGCACACCACUUACACCUGAAACUUUGGAGGAAACAGACAGCCAGAUACCCAAUGAAGCAAUGGAGCAAACCAAGACACCUGACGGGGAGUUUCUACCACCAUCUGAGUUCUGCGUUGCUCAUCUAACUAACUUAAAAUCGAUCUGUUACGAAAACAUCCAGAGUGCACCUAUGCACAUGCCUGUCCCCAAAAAAAGAACAAUCAUUAACAGAUCCCAGGACUCUCUCUUGGAGAGCCCAGCAGCCAGACAGGCCAGCAGCCAGACAGGCCAGCAGCCAGACAGCCCAGCAGCCAGACAGGCCAGCUUUCCCGCCCCUAGGAGCAUCCUCAAACAAAGUACCUCCACUGACUUUCUUCAGUUCCGAAACGUCUGCAGCUGCCAGCCAGAACCACAAUGUCCACAAACGCUGCACUCCAGUAACAGGGUCUUAGAGCCAUCUUUAGACCCCUGGUCUGCUAAAGAGAGAGAGACCCUGGUCUGGAUAGACAGGAAACAGGUGAGAUUCAGCCUAGCAGUGAGCAGGAGCAGCGUGGAGUGGCCCACUGAGAUGCAGGAUGGAAAGGAGCUGGGCGAACACAGUCUCCUGGAUUUGGACUGUACAAGCCCCCCAGAGGGAGAGGAGGAGACGGGGCAGUCAGACAAAAAUGGCAUCAACAGUGGUAUUGACCAGGGUGAUCACGGACCACUAAAGGAAGACAUUGAGGUUUUGACAGCUGUAGGUUCACCUUGCUGGCUCCAACAGCCCAUUAAUGAUAUGCAGAGACAGGUGGACAUAGGUGAGGGUCUGAGUUGCAGAGAGAAGCCAGAUAUAAGAUGCCUAGACACAGGCCCAGCCCAGGUCCCUGCUGAUCAACUUGACCAUCGUCAUGCUGAGUCCCUUACCCUUCAGGUGUCCAACCUCCAUUGUGCUGAGCAAGAGAAAGGUAAGCCCAUUCUCUUGGGGGCCGCAGCCCGGGGGAUCUCCCCCACCAAGAUAACAGAGGAGGACGGUCAAUCCAUGGCUAAGGUUCGCGACUGGUUCAGCUGGAACCUGGGAAGCUGUGACAAGCCACAGGUUCAGCUCCCCCAACAACCCAGUGAUGAACCAGAGACUCCUGUCGACAUCAUCACAGAUGAGAUGCCAAGUGAUGCUGCCUCUAAGAAGCCAUCUAGUCGUGUGUCUCCAAAGCCUCGGCGAAGGCUCCUAGGGAUAUUUAGUAGAUGGGAAGCAAGAGAAGAGAAAAUCCCUGAGCCGCAAAGCCCACUUAAAGAGGAGGUGGUUCUCUGUGAACAGAAAGAGCUUGACAACACCACCCUGAACUUCGUCUUCUGCCAGUCCACUGAGAAUACUUAUUCUGACCAGCAGCAAGAUCUGCAUAAAUGUGCUACUGACAAACAGUCAGCUAAAAAUGAGAAGACACCGGAAGUUAGAGAACUAGUGCUUAAAAAAGAAAUAGACCAAACUCAAAAGGAGCCACAGGGGAGUGCAUGUGGAGUAGAUACGUUACCAGAUAAACUCUCCAACUUGAAAUCAUUUUGGGAAAGAGAAAUUGGCCCUAAAAUACUGCUCAAUAAACUAAGCAAUGAUACAAUGAGGUGUGAAGUACUUGUCAGUGCUGGGGAUACUUGUGACCAAAAAAUGCAUGAUUUUGGUAAAGAUUUUGCCAAGGCUGAGACUGUUGAAGCAUCACCAUCUUUUCAAAAUAUUCAGCUUCACCUCGACACUAGUGGCACGAGAAAGUCCAAUAUCUUUGGAGCAAAAAGCAAUGAUAGUAAUGACUCACAUAUGCUGAUUAACCAUCCCUUCUCCCAAAAGGUGGAAACCUCAGAGCAGUGUAACAUAGACCUCAGUACUGCUCUGUCAUAUGACGAAAAGUCCUCAUCUUCCGUUGAAAGUAGCUACAUGUUAAAAACAUCAGGUGACAAUGGUACAUUCAGGGUUAAAUCCAUCCUUAUCUCUGAAGAUAAUUCCAGUUCAUCUGUGGGCUUGACAGUGCCUUCUCAGACAGUCCAGCCAGAUGAGAAGGUGCACAUUCCUUUACAUGUCUCUCCAUCCAGUCCCCACACAAGCCGGCAGGGGCGUGUCCCAGUGCCCCUUGUUAGACGUUCCCUCAGUCAACAGGAAAGCAGGAAGGCCAAGAUCAAUAACCUCAAGUCCUUCUGGGAGAAGGAGAAUAGUGGACCAAGGGUCAUUGUUGGCAAACCAAAGGAGGCUUUAGAUAGUCAAACCCAUCCAUUUUCAGAAACACCUCCAGUCCAUCACUCAAUUGCCACUUCUCAGUCUAGUCUAAGAACAAUUGAAACUGACCUAGGGAAGGGUGACUGUGACAAGCAAAGCUCUUCCUUAUACGGGGUUAAGGCCAGCGCCUCCGACUUGUCCAUGGCUGAAAGAAUAGAAAAGGGUUUCAUCAAGUGGAGUUCAAACUCAUCACUACCGAGUAGUCACUGUAGUGUUGGCGAUGUUGAUUCUAUAAAUCAGCAAGAUUCAUGUAAGAUGGAAACAGGGCCAAUCCUGUAUCAAGAAAGACCCUUAAGUCCUAAAACACCUCUGCCUAGAUCUGAAAUUCCAAAGUGGAAAGACAAAACUGACAAUGAACUUAAGAGAAGUCCUUCAAAGACCUGUCAUCCAAAAGCCCUGCCCAGAGGUUCAUCCAGUUUCCAAGGAGCCAGGUGUGAUAGUUCUCCAUUUAAAUCCUUCUCCAAAGACAUUGCCUCACCCACAAGGGAGCAUCAGAAUGAUCCAGAGAGAGCAACAUCAGUGGUUAAACAGAGACAAGGACUCUCACAUGAAGCAAUGCAGUCAGGAUCAGAGUCCACCAAACAUACCCUAGGAAUCACGUCUACCUCUCCACAGUUUAGAUCUGAAGAGAAGGGGCAGGAUCGCCUGACCUUUCCACGUAGAGGCUCGGCACAGAGCUCACUAACUUCUAUGAUGUCCCCGCUAUCACCUACUAGGUCGCUCCCUUGCCCCUUCAGAAGGACCAGUUUAGGGAACCUAAGUGUACAGGAGGGCAGUCCUCACUGGUCCUCUAGGCCAAAUCAUGGGGACUCGCAUAUAAGAAGAGCCUUUGAAGCUGGCAAGAUUGGUCAACAGCCCAUCAAUAGGGAUCCUGGUGAAACAAAGCUUUCGGGAGCAUCUGAAGUCUCUGAAACACAUCUCCUCCUUGCAAGAUCUUUCAUUCCCCAGAGCAACCAACAUUAUUUGGGGCUCCCUGAGCAGACACACAUCCCUCAGUUUAUCUCAGAUAAAGUGGGGAAUGACCAUCUGAGUCCCACUGUCCCCACUCCAUUGCUCCUGAGCAUGACAAGCAGUGAGGGGAGUCCAUCUUGGAUCAGUCCUAGGUCCAUGGAGAAUGUCGACAGUCACUUAUCCAGAGGAAGCAUGCCUGAGAUCUGGUCUCAAUCUCGGGCAAGUUCAAGCUGUCAUGGUGAGAACUCAAGCCCUAUCAGGUUAGAGUUUAAACAAAUGUCUUCAAGACCCUUAUCCAGAAGUCUGGAGGACGUUUUAUCACCACCAAAACGAGAAGAGAGAAGUAUAAUUGACCAAAGAAGUGAAAUGAAUCUAAAUGUGGAUGAUGCCUCUGCAGUGCCUCCCUCCUCCCUCCUUCCUCUCCGUCUCCCUCCUCCCUCCUCCAUUUCAGUCCCGGAGCAGAUGAAGAAUAUGAGCAAGUCGGUGUCUGUUAUGCAGGAUGAGAAGGAUGGCAGAGACAGUGACAGCACCUCAGUGGAAAGUCUCAACUUCAGCUGGAAAAAGCAGAUGGGCAGUUCCCUCACUAACCUUAGCCUCUCCUCUGGCAUGGCGUCCAUGUCUUCUGUGAGCGGCAGUGUGGCAAGCAUCUACAGUGGAGUAGAUGGGGAUGUGGAAGUGAAGGGAACAAUCCGGUUUGCCAUGAAUUAUGUCCAGAAGCUCGGGGAGUUCCACAUCUUUGUUGUCCACUGCAGAGAUCUUGCCGUGGCAGAACCCAAGAAGAACCGUUCUGAUCCAUAUGUGAAAUGUUACCUCUUACCGGACAAAGCAAAGAUGGGAAAGAGAAAAGCCAGUGUGAAAAAGAAGACCUUGAACCCCACGUACAAUGAGAUCCUUAGGUUUAAAGUUACCAUGGAGACCCUCAAGACUCAAGCACUUAAUGUCUCCGUGUGGCACAACGACAACUUUGGACGGAACAGCUUCCUUGGCGAGGUGGACUUGGAUUUGUCUGAAUGGGACUUUAGCAACACGCAGAUGAAUGAUUAUGCUUUGAAAGCAAGGAUCUCGACACAGUCUCUCAGUCCCUCUCACUCCCAAUCUAUUGACCAUAGAGGAGAGAUGAGAAUAGGAUUGCGUUUCCUGUCACAGAUCUCCUACAGUAAGAGGUCAUCCAAAACUGAGACGGGUGAGGUGCAGAUUUGGGUGAAAGACUGCAAGAACCUGCCUGCUAUCAGGGGUGCGAUCAUUGACCCCUUCGUGAAAUGCACCGUGCUUCCAGACACGAGCAGGAAAAGCCGACAGAAGACUCGGGUGGUGAAGAAGACGGCCAACCCCAUGUUCAAUCACACCAUGGUCUAUGAUGGCUUUCGGCCGGACGACCUACGAGAGGCCUGCGUUGAAGUCACAGUGUGGGAUUACGACCGGCUCACUAACCAUUUCAUUGGGGGCUUAAGACUGGGCCUUGGAACCGGUAAAAGUUAUGGGUUGGAGGUGGGUUGGAUGGAUUCAACCUCUGAAGAAGCAAGUUUAUGGGAGAGAAUGAUGCAUUCUCACAAUGAAUGGGUUGAGGAUAUUAUACCCUUGAGAAUGUUGAUAAUGGCAAGAGGUGUAUCAAAAUAAGAUGGUGUGUGAAAAGUUGGAUGACAAAAUGAGAAGAAAGUUGCUCAUUGGGUGUAUCAGUUUGAUGAAACUUAUAACCGAUAAUGUAAUCAGUAAUAUAAUCUCUCACUUUUUUAGGAGAAAGACCAUACAGGCACAUUGGAGUAUUGUGCUUGGUGCUUAGAUUCUUCUUAGAAUUACAUUACAAGUGUGUAUUUUAUUUUUUGAAAGAUUAACAUUUUACAUAAUCAUGCUUGUUGUCAUACAGAUCAAAUACCUACUCAGAAAUUGUUAAGAUAUAAAUAGGUUGUUUUAAUUGAUUCAUUCCAAUGCAUAUUUAUCGCUGUUUGUAUAUAUUCCUAUAUAUGUUUUCAUAAUGUUAUUCCAUGGUAAAUUAACUGAAGAAAAUGUUUCCACUAUUGAUACAACACCAUAUAUAAUCAGAAAUGUGGUGUUAUGUUAUCAUUGUUGUCUUUGUAAAAUACAUUUAUUCACAUUACUCAAUAUAGUAACAGCAUAUAUUUUUCAUCAUAGUUAAUGUUUCCACUAAUUCAGACACCCCAACAAUAAAUACAAUGUCACAUGUUGAAAAUAAAAUCAAUGUGAAUUCAAUAGUAAUAGUUAUACAAAAAAAAAUGACAUUUUUCGCCAGCAAUUGGCAGGAAGCAGUGAGAAAAAUAACCACAACAUUUGAAAUAGACUGGAAGUUGGAUUUCCAAGAGAAUGCAAAAAGAGCCGUGAUCCUAUGGGGAAUUUGGGACAGAGUUUUUUUUAAAUGCUCCAGAAUUUGUAUUAUUAAUAAUAAUAAUAUUUUGCUGUU